This is a messenger RNA of Aspergillus ibericus CBS 121593, 285 nucleotides long. RefSeq names its product YqaE/Pmp3 family membrane protein. The transcript has 3 exons. Lineage: Eukaryota; Fungi; Ascomycota; Eurotiomycetes; Eurotiales; Aspergillaceae. The coding region runs from base 1 to 285 and encodes 94 amino acids. The record is from RefSeq and is a predicted model, not a curated record. Gene Ontology annotation, cellular component: membrane.
AUGGCAGGGACUUGUUCCAUGCUCUGUUUGAUUCUGAUCACUUUGUUCGUCCCUCCUCUCGGUGUGUUCUUGAUUUCGGGCUGCAGUGUGGAUCUGCUUAUCAAUAUUCUGUUGACGAUUCUCGGAUACCUGCCCGGCCACAUCCACGCCUUCUAUCUCGAAUACGUUUACUACGGUAAUCGCAACGCAGCGGAAGCAACGGCUCCGCGACGUGCUCCGGGCGUCUAUUCCGAGCGGAUUCAGCGUGGAGGCCAUCAUCAUCAGACGUAUGGCACUACUCCUUGA